Molecule: messenger RNA, 1711 nt
Organism: Pezoporus occidentalis (night parrot)
Lineage: Eukaryota; Metazoa; Chordata; Aves; Psittaciformes; Psittacidae
Gene: ADAMTSL5
Product: ADAMTS like 5
Exons: 12
Coding region: 63-1679 (538 amino acids)
Biological process (GO): extracellular matrix organization; proteolysis
Cellular component (GO): extracellular matrix
Molecular function (GO): protein binding; metalloendopeptidase activity
Source: RefSeq, a predicted model, not a curated record
GGGGGGGAAGCCUCGCCCGCCACCCCCCCCACACCCCCCCGUUCCCCGGAGCUGCGCAGGCGAUGCCCGAUCGUCCCGGGUCCCCCCUCCCUGCCUCCGGAACGGGACCGAGCGCCGGGACGCCCCGGACGAGGGGCGGCAUGGCCGGGCGGGGCUAUCGGGGACUCCGCGGUGCCGGAUGCUGGUGGCUGCUGCUCCUGGCCUGGCUCAGCGGCCUCGGCACGGCGCAGAGCCCAGCCCUGGGGAUGCCGGCGCAGGUCUUCAAGCCCCCAGCCCCUGCUUGGUCCCGCUGGCAGCUGGACCCCGGUGCCUGGGGGCCCUGGGGACCCUGGAGCUCCUGCUCCAGCUCCUGCGGGGACGGAGUCGCCCUCCGUACUCGGAGGUGCCUGCGAUCCAGCGAGGAGGAGCCGUGCACGGGCGACCCGCGGCAGUACCGGCUCUGCCAGCUCCAGGGCUGCCCCAGCGGCUCGGUGCCCUUCCGUGCCAUGCAGUGCUCUCUCUACGACAACAAGCCCAUCCUGGGCACAUCAGCCCGGUACCAGUGGGUGCCCUUCCAUGGAGCCCCCAACGUCUGUGACCUGAACUGCUUGGCUGUGGGGCACAACUUCUACUACACCUUCGGCCGGGUGCUGGAUGGCACCCGCUGCGGCCCCGGCUCUCCGGACCUCUGUGUCAGCGGGCGCUGCCUGAGUGUGGGCUGCGAUGGGAUCCUGGGCUCGGGCGUGCGGCCGGAUACCUGCGGGCCGUGCAGCAGUGGCCGUGACGCGUGUCUCUUCGUGCACCGGCUCUUCCAGGGCGAGGACACCUCCUCCGGUUAUUUUGGGUACAUGAAUGUGACCAGGAUCCCAGCUGGGGCCAGCCACAUCAAGGUGACGGACAAGAGCCGCAACUACCUCGCCCUGAUGACGAGCGAUGGGCGCUAUGUGCUCAAUGGGGACUGGUCCAUCGCCUGGCCGGGGCAGUACGAAGCAGCCGGCACCCGGCUACGCUACACCCGGACCCCCGAUGGCACCGAAAGCCUGGAGGCCCCUGGCCCCACCGAUGAGGAUCUGCAAGUGAUGGUCCUACUGCAGGAGCCCAACCCUGGCAUCGAGUACGAGUUCUGGCUUCCCCGUGGGCACCCGCAUCCUGUCCAUGGCAACUCCAGCCCCCUGCGGCAGCCCCAGCCCCGAGGGGCUGGCACCCCCCCACCCCAGGACCCCCCGGGACCCCCAGCUCUGCCGCCGCAGCCCCAGAGCUCUGCCACAGAGCCGCCACCGUGGAGCCCCCCUGGCUGGGCCGGGCUCCCUGCAGGGCGAUGCGGGAGGUGCCGAACCCCCAAGGGCCGCUCCCAGCGCAUCCGCCACUUCUGCCAGAGCGACUUCGCGUUCCGGGGCCGGAUCCUGGCUCGGCGCUUGGUGGGGCAGGAAACGCGCUACGAGGUGGAGGUGACGGCUCCGUACCGGCAGCGCUCCCCGCUGCUGCGCCGGGAGUACCUGUGGGUACCCAACGCCUGCGGCUGCCCCCCGCUGCGGGAGGGGGCCGAGUACGUGCUGAUGGCGAGGCGGCACGUCAACUACGAGCGCACCCUCAACCGCAUCCUGCUGCAGGACGACGGCUACGCCCGGCCAUGGACACCCCGCGAGGAGCGCCUGGUGCGGGAGGCGGCCCGGCACUGCCCCGAGCCCCGGCCGCCCUGAGCAUCCCCCCCCCGUGGCCUUGGGGAGGGAGC